CGGUCUGAUUCGACGGUGUCCCUCUUCGGAUGGUCUAUGGACGCGCAUAAUUGUUCAGGGCUCAGGCAGCCUGCGCGCCCGUGCACGCGCGCACUUCAUAUGCCAGAAGUACCGAUUGAGCUCUCAUCCGACGACGACGAUGCGCGCGGCAUGGGAGCGCGCCGACACGUCUCCCGCCGACGCCGCCGGCACCACGCUCAUCUCCCACGUCCCGGGCACCUUUCCGCUGGGCGGCGGCGGCGGCGGCGGCGGCGACGACGGCGGCGGCGGCGGUGGCGGCGGCGGCGGCGGCGGCGGCGGCGGUGGCGGCGGCGGCGGCGGCGGCGGCAGCGGCGGUGCGACAUGCGAGGCGCCGGUUCCGAUGGGCAUAGCGGCGCUGCGCGCGUGCUUCCGACGGGCGUUGCGCACGGACGACGAGCGCCUCGACGUCGCCGUGAUCGCGCACUGCGCUAGCGGUUGGGCGGCGGGCCAGGACGGUGCGGAGCGUUUCGGCAAGUGGAGCGUCGGGAAAAGGAGACGCGGGGCGCCCAAUGGCGGGAGAGUCGCCUUUCACUGGCCUCGCCGCGCCGACGCGGCGAUCCUCGGCAAGGCGCGCGCCGGGGAGGCGCGGCCAGGCACGCACGACUGCGCGCCGCCGGAGUGGCUCAAGGCGCUACCGCUCUAUGAGGGGCACCCGCUCUGCGCCGCGCUGCCGCUCUACGAGCUCCAGCUCCGCCACGACGUCAUUGCCGCCGGAGAGAAGAGCGGCUACCAGUGCACGCCACACCUGAUGCUCUACGUGCUACACGAGCCGCUGCGCCGGGAGGAGGGGGCUACCCGCGACCUCCCGGCGGUUCGGCGUGUCCUGCUCACGUCGGCGAACCUCUCCGCCGCGCCGUGGGGCUACCAGCGUGCCAGCCAGCACGGCGACGAGCUCGAGAUCCGGUCCUUUGAGCUCGGCGUCUGCGUGCAGCCCGACCGGCCAAGCGAGCUCGUCGAGCCGCUCGGAAGCGGAGAGCAGGCCGAGCGGGCGCGCCCGCCCUCGGCGUGGGCGCAGGCCAUCCCUUUCCACAUCGAGCGCCGCGUGCCGUGCGCCGACCCGUUUGUGAGCCGCUCGCUGACGUACACCGAGGGCAAGGCGGAGAUGGGGCACCUAAACUACUGACUGCGGACGUGCAUGUAAACUCUCGAAGACUCUGCUCACUUGGCUCUUGGGUAUUGUGCCUGGUUCUCUCACUCUCUCCGCACAACGCACAUUACAGUAUUUUCUCGAAUCUCACGCCAGAGCAAUC
Emiliania huxleyi CCMP1516 is the source of this 1271-nucleotide messenger RNA. RefSeq lists its product as hypothetical. NCBI's taxonomy places the organism in Eukaryota, Haptophyta, Isochrysidales, Noelaerhabdaceae. Gene Ontology annotation, cellular component: nucleus. The coding region runs from base 140 to 1144 and encodes 334 amino acids. Gene Ontology annotation, biological process: DNA repair. The transcript is spliced from 6 exons. Gene Ontology annotation, molecular function: phosphoric diester hydrolase activity. The record is from RefSeq and is a predicted model, not a curated record.